AUGUCAGUGUCUUCAGUCUCUUCCUGUGUGUCAUCGCACCAUUCCCGCUGCACUCUUCUCUCUCUCUCCAAAAUGGACGAUCCCGAAGCGUUGCUGCCGGCGAUCGAGCGGCGGACGAAGCAGCUGCGGCAGCAGGAGCAGAUGUUGCGGGAAGCCGUGACGGCCGCGUCGCGCAGGAAGGAGACGAGCGCGGCGGCGCUUAGGGCCGCCGAGGACGCGCACCAGCAGCUGCUGCGCGAUCGAUUCCCCGCGCUCAACGCGCAGGUGAAUGCUCAGCUGGACGCCAUGGCCGCCCAUGCCGCCGCCAUCGCCGCCUUCCUCUCCCCCGCGCGUGAGUCACCCGUCAUCUCUCGUGCGCCAUCCCUUGCGACGCUGUUAUUACCCUCACCGAGCAUCCCUCGAUUACUCACAACAGGGCCCGGUUCGCUGGCGAUGGUGGCGGGGGUAGAGCCGCUACUGGAGGCGCAGGAGGAGGUGGCGCUGCAGCACGAGGUGUGGAAGCGACGCCAGUUCGAUGAGGGGCCGUCCCGGGCGGUGGCAGCAGAGGGGUUGGGGCAGUACUCGCCGUGUGACCUCAACGCCCUGGAUGCUGGCGUCACCGCCUCUAAUCACAUGCCAGACGCCAUGUACCGGCGCAACAUAAUGGAGCUCAAACACGUGCACGACCUGUGGGUGCCGGAGGUGAUGCGGUGCCUGCAUGUCGCCUCCCUCCCUUCGUCUCCAGCCCUAUUCUCAUCUUCCCUGCACACCAUUGCAUUGCUUCCCUUCCCCUUCUCCUCUGCACCCCCACAUGGCAAUGCGUUGCACGUCUCAUUCCCCAUGCACGCUCUUACCCCCCCGGCUCCCUUUCUCUCCGAUCCUCGUCCCAUCAACCGCGCAUGCUCCCCGCCCCCGUGUGUGCGCCCACCAGGGCGGGGGAGGCAGAGCAGCGCUACGUGGCGGCCAUGGUGGACGAGGCCUGCUGGACCGUCAGGGGGAGGGCGGUUGGGAGGUGAGUCAGUGGGGGAGGCGGCGGAGGGGGAGAGGUGCACAUGUGAGAGCAGCGCUACGUGGCGGCCAUGGUGGAUGAGGCCCGCUGGACCGUCAGGGGGAGGGCAAUGGGCAGCUGCCCCUUUCCCCCGUCCAUUCACGCGCCUCUUACUCCUCCCCGCCCCCUCGCCCAUGCAUCCCCAUAUCCUUGCGUCCGCCCAACCACCAGGCGACUAUGACCUCAAGAUUCAACGGCAGCGCUUCUACCUCGCCAAGAUGCACCAGCUGCUGACUCAGCAGUACUGGCAACUUGCUGUCAACGUGGCACUGCAUGGAGCCGUCCUAUUGGACGCGCACCACCUGGAGCGCACCCAGAAGUUGCUGCUCCUAUUGCAUCGCGACACGGCGGGCAUGCAGGCGGGCAUGGUGGAGCUGCUCUCAUCGCCGCACGCCACUCCCUCCUCCACCGCCGCUCAUGCCAUGCCUCUGCACCUCUCGCCCCCUGCUCUCCUGGACGAGCGGCUGCGAGUGGAGCGCCAGCUCAGCGAUGAUGUGGCACCAGCGAUUGACAGGCUGGCAGAGGAGUGGCAGACAACCCAGAGGAGCGCUGUGCACGCACCACGGCACGCCAUCCGGCAGCGAGUGCUGCACUCCUUCUUCUCCCCAGGCGCCCUCUCCCAUGCGCUGCUGCUCGCGCACUCUGCACAAGGGGUCGGGCUCGAGGGGGAAGGGCACCAAGGGGGAGGGCUGGAGGGCGGAGGGCAGGAGGUUAGAGAGGCUCAAGGCAGGACGAACGGGCAGAGGAGGGAGAGCAGGGGUGGUGGAUGCGAGGGCAGUGGCAUGGACGGCAGCAUGGAUGAUGGGGGAGCCAUGGACCAGGGCAUGGGCAGGGAGGGCGGGAUGCAUGUGGGCAUGGGGAUGGGCAUGGAGGAGGACGAUGACAACAUCAUCUUCUGA
This is a messenger RNA of Closterium sp. Yama58-4, 1926 nucleotides long. Lineage: Eukaryota; Viridiplantae; Streptophyta; Zygnematophyceae; Desmidiales; Closteriaceae. The record is from the annotation of a GenBank genome assembly.